Molecule: messenger RNA, 5132 nt
Organism: Mauremys mutica (yellowpond turtle)
Lineage: Eukaryota; Metazoa; Chordata; Testudines; Geoemydidae
Gene: GRIN2A
Product: glutamate ionotropic receptor NMDA type subunit 2A
Exons: 13
Coding region: 232-4209 (1325 amino acids)
Biological process (GO): long-term synaptic potentiation; monoatomic ion transport; excitatory postsynaptic potential
Cellular component (GO): NMDA selective glutamate receptor complex; plasma membrane; postsynaptic density membrane
Molecular function (GO): transmitter-gated monoatomic ion channel activity involved in regulation of postsynaptic membrane potential; NMDA glutamate receptor activity
Source: RefSeq, a predicted model, not a curated record
GAAAGGAGAGCUCUUUUUCUCUAGGCAGGGCCUGGUGAAGGCAGGCUUGAAAGAACCACAGGGAGUUGAUCCUGUGGGAGCACUGAGACGGGAGGGAUCUGAACUGGAAUGACCUGUCCUGGUUGGAGGGCUGGGCCAUGGAAGACAUAGCCAGAGACAGGCCAUUGCAGGGGCAAUGAUGCAGUUGGCAGCAGGUGUUGGAGAUGAAGACCCCAGGAACACCAUGAUCUGAUGGCAGAUGUGAUGUCCACAUUCUUCCAGUUUGGGGCUUCUAUCCAGCAAGAAGCCAUUGUCAUGCUGAAAGUGAUGCAAGAUUAUGACUGGCAUGUUUUUUCCCUGGUGACCAGCACCUUUCCUGGAUACCGGGACUUCAUAAGUUUCGUCAAGACCACAGUGGAAAACAGUUUUGUGGGCUGGGACAUGCAGAAUGUGAUCAUACUUGAUACUGCCAUUGGGGAUGCCAAGACCCAGAUUCAGUUGAAGAAAAUUCAUUCAUCAGUUAUUCUGCUUUAUUGUUCCAAGGAUGAAGCUGUUUACAUUCUGGAUGAAGCCCGUUCCCUAGGCCUUACAGGCUAUGAUUUCUUCUGGAUAGUCCCCAGCCUGGUUAGUGGCAACACAGAAAUCACUCCCAAGGAAUUUCCUUCAGGGCUAAUUUCAGCAUCCUAUGAUGAAUGGGACUAUAGUUUAGAAGCUCGAGUGCGGGACGCUCUUGGGAUUAUCAGCACAGCUGCAUCAGCCAUGUUGGAAAAGUACUCCUUCAUUCCAGAAGCAAAAACCAGCUGCUAUGGACAACUAGAGAAGAAUGAACAACCAUCUCACACACUACACAAGUUUAUGAUGAAUGUGACUUGGGAAGGUAAAGAUUUGUCCUUCACAGAAGAUGGUUACCAGGCACACCCAAAGCUGGUGGUGAUAGUGCUGAACAAGGACCGGAAGUGGGAGAAGGUGGGAAAAUGGGAGAACAAGACUCUGAGCCUGACGUAUUCCGUAUGGCCGAGAUUUAGUUCUUUCGCAGACAGUGACCCUGAUGACAACCACUUGAGUAUUGUUACCCUGGAGGAGGCCCCCUUUGUCAUCGUUGAGGAUAUGGAUCCUUUGACAGAAACUUGUGUAAAAAACACUGUGCCAUGCCGUAAAUUUGUCAAAAUUAACAACUCAACUAAUGAAGGAACUAACAUAAAGAAAUGUUGCAAGGGAUUCUGCAUUGACAUCCUGAAGAAGUUAUCUAGAACUGUGAAGUUCACAUAUGACCUAUAUCUGGUGACCAAUGGGAAGCAUGGCAAAAAGGUCAAUAAUGUGUGGAAUGGAAUGAUUGGUGAAGUGGUCUAUCAGAGAGCAGUUAUGGCUGUGGGUUCUCUCACAAUUAAUGAAGAGCGUUCAGAAGUGGUUGACUUCUCAGUGCCAUUUGUUGAGACUGGGAUAAGUGUCAUGGUGUCAAGGAGCAAUGGCACGGUGUCUCCAUCUGCAUUUCUAGAGCCUUUUAGUGCUUCUGUCUGGGUGAUGAUGUUUGUGAUGCUUCUCAUUGUGUCCGCCAUGGCUGUCUUUAUAUUUGAGUACUUUAGUCCUGUAGGAUAUAACAGGAACUUAGCAAAAGGGAAAGCUCCCCACGGGCCAUCCUUCACCAUUGGAAAAGCAGUGUGGUUGCUCUGGGGCUUGGUGUUCAACAACUCUGUGCCUGUUCAAAACCCGAAAGGGACAACCAGCAAAAUCAUGGUGUCAGUUUGGGCCUUUUUUGCUGUCAUUUUCCUGGCUAGCUACACUGCCAACCUGGCUGCAUUUAUGAUUCAAGAGGAAUUUGUUGACCAGGUGACUGGGCUAAGUGAUAAAAAGUUUCAGAGGCCACAUGAUUAUUCACCCCCCUUUCGAUUUGGAACCGUUCCAAAUGGGAGCACAGAGAGAAACAUCAGAAACAACUACCCAGAUAUGCACCUCUAUAUGACAAAGUAUAAUCAGAAAGGUGUUGAGGAUGCAUUGGUCAGCUUGAAAACUGGGAAGUUGGAUGCUUUCAUCUACGAUGCAGCAGUGCUGAAUUACAAGGCUGGAAGAGAUGAGGGCUGCAAACUUGUAACAAUAGGCAGCGGAUACAUCUUUGCCACUACGGGCUAUGGAAUAGCUCUUCAGAAAGGGUCACCUUGGAAGAGACAGAUUGACCUAGCACUCCUUCAGUUUGUUGGUGAUGGAGAGAUGGAAGAAUUGGAAACACUGUGGUUGACUGGUAUUUGUCAUAAUGAGAAGAAUGAAGUCAUGAGCAGCCAGCUGGAUAUUGACAACAUGGCAGGCGUAUUUUACAUGCUCGCAGCAGCUAUGGCACUCAGCCUAAUAACCUUUGUCUGGGAACAUUUGUUUUACUGGAAACUCAGAUUCUGCUUCACUGGGGUCUGCACAGAUAGGCCAGGAUUGUUGUUCUCGAUCAGUAGGGGUAUUUAUAGCUGUAUUCAUGGCGUGCACAUUGAGGAAAAGAAGAAAUCGCCUGACUUUACUUUGACCAGCUCCCAAACCAACAUGUUGAAACUACUGCGAACAGCCAAAAAUAUGACCAAUAUUAAUCCUUCAAGAAUUAAUUCCCCCAAAAGAACAGGUGAUUUUAUUCAAAGGGGUUCGCUAAUUAUGGACAUGGUCAUGGAUAAGGGGAAUUUGAUAUUCUCUGAAAACAGAUCCUUUCAGCCAAAGGACAACCUUUUUGGUGACAAUAUGAGUGAACUGCAAACAUUUGUCAGCAACCGACACAAAGACAAUCUUAACAACUAUGUUUUCCAAGGUCAGCAUCCUCUCACAUUAAAUGAAUCAAAUCCAAAUACAGUGGAAGUUGCUGUUACAGCAGAAGCAAAAGUAAACUCCAGACCCAGGCAGCUUUGGAAGAAAUCUGUGGAAUCUUUACGUCAAGAAUCGAUUCGUCAGAGCCAAGGUUCACAGAGAGAAAAUGGUUCAGAAGAAAAUAGGCAGCAUUCUGUGAAGGGCCAGAGAUACCUUCCCGAAGAGAUUGUCCAUUCGGAUGUAUCAGAGACCUCAAGCAGAACCACUUGCCAUAUGGAACCCGAAAACAAUAAUAAACACCACAAAACCAAGGACAAUGUUAAAAAAAGAUCAGUGGUGUCAAAAUACCCAAAGGACUGUAGUGAUGUGGAGCUGACAUACCUGAAAGCCAAACAAAGCACUCCUCGGGAUAAAAUUUACACAAUCGAUGCUGACAAGCAGCCAGGUCUCCACCUGAACCCACCCCAGUAUAUUGAAAAUAUUGUCCUUCCAGAGACUAUUGAAUUCCCUGCUGUUUACCAAGAUCACAAUGACAACUACAGGAAAGCAGAACAUGGUAACAGGACUCCUUUGCAUAAUGAAGACAGUCUUCCAAAUAAUGACCAGUACAAACUUUAUUCAAAGCACUAUAGCUUAAAAGAUAAAAAUGCUUCCCUGGUUGAGGUGAAUGAUAGAUAUAGACAGAAUUCCACCCAUUGCAGGAGCUGUCUUUCCAAUCUGCCCAGUUACACAGGCCAUUAUUCAAGCAGGUCUCCCUACAAAUGUGAUGCUUGCUUGCGGAUGGGGAACCUAUAUGAUAUUGAUGAAGAUCAAAUAUUGCAGGAAGCAGCCAACUCGGAGCAUCCUGAAGAAAUGUAUGAACAUGACUGGGUUCAGAAUAAUGCAAUCCAGCAUCAGAAAAAGGAUAAACUGAGGAUCAGCAGGCAACACUCUUUUGACAACAUCCUCGAUAAGUGCAGGGACAUAGAUAUUGGAAGACCUGCUCGCAGCAUAAGCUUGAAAGAGAAAGAGAGGUUUCUAGACACCAGCUCAUAUGCAAACACAUUUCAUGCCCCCCCAAGCAAACUGUUGAGUAACAAGAGCUCACUUGUAACGCAAACUCUGGAGGACAGUAAGCGGAGCAAAUCCCUGUAUCCUGGUCACUCUGCAGAUAACCCUUUUCUGCACUCCUAUCGUGAUGACCAGCACUUAGUUUUUGGGCGAAGUCCUGCUGAUCUUUACAAACAAUCAUUAGCAGCAAAAGCAAGAAAUGAUAAUUAUUCAAGGUCAUCCAUAAAGUCCACAGCAUCAUACAGUUCCCGAGAUGGCCGGGUCCAUAAUGAUAUGUACCUUUCAGAGCAUGUUAUGCCUUAUGUUGCAAAUAAGAAUAGUGUGUACUCAACUCCAAGAGUUUUAAAUUCCUGCAGCAAUAGACGUGUGUAUAAGAAAAUGCCAAGUAUUGAAUCAGACGUUUAAGUUUUCCAUUUACACUUUAUCUAUAGGGAAACAUAGUUGCCACCAUCUUAGAGGCAAAGAGUGUAUUCUUAAAUAGUACUAUGCUAAAUGAUAAUAUGCAAAACCCACAGUACUUGAAUAGGGAAGAUAUGACAUCUUUUCAGAUGUAUCCAGGGUUUGUUGAAAAGUGGGGGGAAGCCAUUUAUAUAAAUGGAGAUUGAAUUGAAGAGCCCCAAGAUACACAGGCACUGACUUUUAUUUUUCACAGUGAGUGUUCCACCCUGACUCCACCCUCCCUCGAAUGCCUGUUGGCAGCUGUGCUCAACAGCUGUGGCUGGUGGGUGCUGAGAACCCCCUAUAUUUUUUCCAUAGGUGCUUGAGCCCCAGAGCACCCACUGAGUUGGCACUUAUGCCAAGAUAUGUUGGCAACUAUGCUAUUUUGUGUAUUGAUUAUUUUACUAUUUUAGUUAUGCUAAAUUCUGUUACUGAGCAUCACUCAAUGUAUUUCUGCCAUCAGGAAUGUUUAAUGGUUUUCUAAUACUGGAUAAGCAAUAUGGUAUGCAUGUAGUUUGACAGACAAAAAGAAGUUAAGAGCGCAUUUGCACUGUAACUAAAUACAGGCUUGUAAAAGAAUAGAGUUAGACUUUCAAAGCUAUAUUUUAGUUUCAUAUUUGUAUGCAAACAGUCAAAAUAAUUAAAAAGAAAAAAACUCAGGACCCUAAAAUGGAAUAAAAAACUGUGUUAGCACAAAAAUGUUAUGCUCAUUCUAAUCUCAUAAAGAUAAAUGUGGAAAAUAUAGACCCAAACUGUUAUGUAUCAAAAGGAAGACAUAUGGAUAUUGGUUAAUGCUGGUGUACAAAUGCUUUCAUUAUAUUUCAUAAGCACUUACAGUUACAAACUCAGUUACUAAAAAAUUCUGCAGUUUCAUUGUGCAGUCAAAAAUA